This is a messenger RNA of Episyrphus balteatus (marmalade hoverfly), 1859 nucleotides long. It is a transcript of the gene Adgf-D, whose product is annotated as adenosine deaminase 2. Lineage: Eukaryota; Metazoa; Arthropoda; Insecta; Diptera; Syrphidae. The transcript has 9 exons. The record is from RefSeq and is a predicted model, not a curated record. Bases 267 to 1796 code for a protein of 509 amino acids. Gene Ontology annotation, molecular function: adenosine deaminase activity. Gene Ontology annotation, biological process: inosine biosynthetic process; adenosine catabolic process.
CCGCACGACAAAUUGCCUCAGUUGAGUUCGCGAUUUCAUAAAUGUCGGAUUGCAAAAUAAAAGUGGUUCUGAAUUCGAACUUCAGAAUUUCGAAAAUUUAAAAUAUACAAGUUCUCAUUGAAAGUGUCAUUCAAAAAUCUAAUCGAAACUUCAAAAUAACAAAACAAGUCAAUAUUUAUUCGAAAUAAAUCUGUCAGAAUUUAAUAUCGAAAGAAAUACGACUUCGAAUUUUCAUUUGCUUGCACUGCAAAAUAUAUUUGGCGAAGAUGAGUCGAUUUAUAUUUUUUAUAGCUUAUGUUGUCGCAAUCAAUUUGCUUUUGGUUCAAACUUUAGAGCUGUGUGGAUUUACUAAAAAAUGGGCGUAUGAUUCUGUUCGGGAGAAGAUCAUGGAAGCAGAACGUUUAUCUGCUACUGGUGGCAAUUUAUGGCUGUCACCAAAAGAAGAGAAGGCCAAUUCUAUUUUAAUGAAUGCCAAACGUCAAGAGAUAGCUGAAGGUCUUAAAAAACCUGAUAUGUACCCACCGGGAAUGCAUUUCUUUCAUGCGAAACCGUUAAUUCGUCAAAGUGAGGUUUUUCGAAUUAUUCAAAAAAUGCCUAAAGGUGCGUUUCUUCAUGGACACAACAAAGGGAUUGUUUCAUCAAAAUGGGUCAUUAAAAACUUAACAUCUCAAUACAAUGUUUACACUUGUCGUGAUGAGAGAGGUGUUAUGUUAUUUACAUUCCGCAAUACAAGUCGGUGUUCCAGUGAAUUGAAAAACGUAUGCGUUGAACGAUUAAAUACUGAUGAUCGCCGACAGUAUGAUCGGCAAUUAGAGAAACACAUCAACAUGUACACUAUGCAUCCGGAGUCACUUAUCACAGAGAGUCAGAAAAUUUGGAGACGUUUCGAGGAUGUUUUUGAUUCGAUUGAUAACUUUUAUAGAUAUUUACCGGUCUUUAAAGCCUACCAUCGACGCAUGAUGGAAGAGUUUUAUGAGGAUAAUAUUAUUUAUGCUGAGAUUCGAGCUUCUUUGUCAGAACUUUAUGGGGACAAAAAUAAGACUUAUGAUGCUUUAGAAGUUGCAGAUGAACUGGAAAAGGUCGUUAACGAAUACAAAGACGCGAAUCCUGAUUUUGUUGGCAUGAAAAUCAUUUUCGCGAAGAAAAAUAAGGGAACUGUUGAUGAUAUGACAGAAAGAAUUGUUCGAUUUAAGGAACUGCACUCCGCUAAACCAAAUUUUAUAAUUGGAUUUGAUUUGAUUGGUCAAGAAGAUAUGGGUGAUCCAUUGCAUAAAUUUGUCACAGAGUUGUCUGAUUUACCGACAGGGGCUCAUUUCUUCUUCCAUGCUGGAGAGACAAAAUGGUAUGGUAAAACAGACUGGAAUCUUAUGGAUGCUAUACUCUUGAAUACUCGUCGUAUUGGUCACGGAUUUGCUUUGUCUAAACAUCCUCAGCUUUGGGACACAGUAAAAAAUCGUGGCAUUGCAAUUGAAGUUAAUCCAAUUUCAAACCAAGUUCUUGGUUUAGUUUGGGAUUUAAGAAAUCAUCCGGCUUCAUUUUUUAUCGCUGAAGAUAUACCCAUUAUAAUAUCGGCUGAUGAUCCAGGAGUAUGGAAUGGCAAGGGUUUGAGUUAUGAUUUUUACUAUGCAUUCAUGAGCUUUGCACCAGUUGAUGCUGAUUUGAGGAUAUUAAAGCAAUUUGCUUUGAACUCAAUUAAAUACUCAGUGUUGAAUGGUGAUGAACGUCGAAAGAUUAACAAAGUUUUUAGAAGAAAAUGGGAGGAAUUUAUUGACGAUGUUACAAAUUUGAGAUUUUAGAAAGAGUUUAGAAAUGGAAACUAUAUUUUUCGUACUUAUAUGCAUGUUAUUUAAUAAAUAUUU